Molecule: messenger RNA, 2180 nt
Organism: Melanaphis sacchari
Lineage: Eukaryota; Metazoa; Arthropoda; Insecta; Hemiptera; Aphididae
Gene: Not3
Product: CCR4-NOT transcription complex subunit 3
Exons: 11
Coding region: 1-2079 (692 amino acids)
Biological process (GO): regulation of DNA-templated transcription; nuclear-transcribed mRNA poly(A) tail shortening
Cellular component (GO): nucleus; P-body; CCR4-NOT core complex
Source: RefSeq, a predicted model, not a curated record
AUGGCUGCUUCUAGAAAACUUCAAGGUGAAAUUGAUCGGUGCCUUAAGAAAGUUACCGAAGGUGUAGAAACAUUUGAGGAUAUUUGGCAAAAAGUUCAUAAUGCUACAAAUAGUAAUCAAAAAGAAAAAUAUGAGGCUGACCUCAAAAAGGAAAUCAAGAAAUUGCAAAGGUUACGCGAUCAAAUCAAAAGCUGGAUUGCGUCUGCAGAAAUUAAGGAUAAAAGUGCAUUACUUGAUUACCGCAAACUUAUAGAAACCCAAAUGGAAAGGUUCAAAGUAGUCGAACGAGAAACAAAGACUAAAGCUUAUUCUAAAGAAGGUUUGGGUGCUGCCCAAAAAUUAGAUCCUGCUCAAAAAGAAAGAGAAGAAAUAAGUGCAUGGUUAACACAAUCAAUUGAGUCGCUCAAUAUUCAAAUUGACCAGUAUGAAUGUGAAAUGGAGUCAUUACUUGUUGGGAAGAAAAAAAGGUUGGACAAAGAUAAACAAGAAAAACUAGAUGAACUCAAAGCAAGAGUAGAACGACAUAGGUUCCAUAUACGUAAAUUAGAGACUGUGUUAAGAAUGUUAGAUAAUAUGUCAGUGGAGGUCAAAAAGAUUCGUUCAAUAAAAGAUGAUGUAGAAUAUUAUAUUGAAGCAUCACAUGAAGAGGAUUUUAUGCAUAAUGAUGAUUUGUAUGAUGAAAUAAUUGGAUUAGCUGAACUUGAAUUAGGAGUUGCUGCUAAUAAUUCUGCAGAAGCAAAUGGAUCACCCACUAGUCAAACUGCAAGUCUUAGCGGCUCUUGUCCAGCAUCUCCUGCUCCAAUGUCACACAAUCAUUCCAUCGAAGAGCCAGUUUCAGUGGCUGUAAUAACAACUUCUACACCAGUAUCAAUAACAACUAUUGCUACAAUUAGUGAAUCAAUUCCAAUGAUCUCUACAGUAUCUACAGUUGUAACUACUGCUUCUUCAGCUUCUAUUGUUGCAGCACCAGUUCGUAAAAAAAAAGAGGAAAAUACUAAAAAUACAAUUAAACCAACUCCUGUGAAAGCAAAUCCUCCAAGUAAUGCUAAUUCUACAGUGAACAGUAAAGGUCCAACUAUAGCUGCUGUUGUUAAAUCAUCUGUUAGUAAUCAUACCACCACAACAUCCAGUGUGUCUACUGUGUCCCAGUCUAUAACUACUCAAACAAGUACUACUACUGUUGGUAAUUUUGCAACUGUAGCAGCUUCAAAUAUUCAUAAUAAACAUACACAAUCACAAUCUGUUGAAAAUACACCUGUUGUUACAUCUAUACCAACUUCUCCAUCAUCUUACCAUACAAACGUGUCAACUACACAAGGAAAUGUGAAUAAUUCUGAUAGUGUUGUAAACUGUGUGUCUACUACACCUUCGUCAUUAAGUUCUACAACAUCACCAGUACAAGUGGAUUCUCAUACGGCUUUGUCAUCAUUAAAGACCAUUGCCCAAAAAGCUAUUGAUCAAGCUGGAAUUGAUAUAUCACAACAGUCUACUGAUACUAAAAGUAUGAGUUCAAAUAUAGUUCAAAAUUCAAGUAGUCAACUAAGCUUGCAGCAACAACCAUCACAACAGCCACCUGUUUUGUUUGAAGCUAACAUUUCUCCUUUAUUAGGAGUAGCUCCACUAGGUCCAGUGCCACUUUCUAAAGACCAUCAAUUUCAAUUCACGAUGCUUGAAUCUGCAUUUGUACAUUUACCUCAUCCAUCAGAUUCUGAACGAAUAAAAUUAUAUUUACCUCGAAAUCCAUGUUCAACACCUCAUUAUUAUAAUCAAGGACCUCUUCCUCAUUCUGACAGUUUAGAAUUUUUCCAGAGGCUUUCAACAGAAUCCCUAUUUUUUAUAUUCUAUUACAUGGAGGGGUCUAAAGCACAGUAUUUAGCUGCUAAGGCAUUAAAAAAACAAAGUUGGAGAUUCCAUACAAAAUAUAUGAUGUGGUUUCAGCGACACGAAGAACCUAAAUUAAUUAAUGAAGAAUAUGAACAGGGCACAUACAUUUAUUUUGACUAUGAAAAAUGGGGUCAACGGAAAAAAGAAGGCUUCACAUUCGAGUAUAAGUAUCUGGAAGAUAGAGAAUUAAAUUGAAAUGAAAAUAAUGUAUUUUCACAUAGUCAUACACUAAAAAAAAAAAAAAAAAAAUACUUAGAAUAUAGUCCAUGAAUACAAAAGGAUUAUUUGUACCCUUA